Diabrotica virgifera virgifera (western corn rootworm) is the source of this 872-nucleotide messenger RNA. Its product is annotated as protein obstructor-E-like. NCBI's taxonomy places the organism in Eukaryota, Metazoa, Arthropoda, Insecta, Coleoptera, Chrysomelidae. Gene Ontology annotation, cellular component: extracellular region. The record is from RefSeq and is a predicted model, not a curated record. The transcript is spliced from 2 exons. Bases 99 to 710 code for a protein of 203 amino acids. Gene Ontology annotation, molecular function: chitin binding.
UUGAUAUUUGCAUUCAUUUCUUGUUCAGGUUUUAUAGUAGACAAUACCAUUGUGUGUUUUGAUAGAUUCAUAAUUUUUGAUUGAUCGAAAGACAAGCCAUGGAAUUCUACUGGAUAGCGAUGCUAAUGCUGGUGCUACAAGGAGUUGAUGGAAAACAUUUGGUACAAAAAAACUUAAAGCUUGACUCUUCUCCAGAACGUUCUUCUGAAGAGAAACACAAUACCAACUCUUGUAAAAUAGAGAACCAGCAGACAGCCCACGAAUCCCGUUGUGAUCUGUAUUAUAGAUGUGUAUAUGGCGUUAAAGUACAAAAGGAAUGUCCCGCAGGGAAGUUAUUCAAUACUCAGAUCUCAAACUGUGAUAAUAGUUAUAACGUAGAUUGUAAUAAUCGCAUACAUAACAAUGUUAAUAAGUUGGUUGUACGCAGUUUUGAUUUUUAUGAUCCCGAUGAAACCACCACUUUAGACUUGAGCGACCAAGAAGUUUCAGUAGAAAGUGGCGAGUGUCCCGAAAAGAAAGACCCGUACGAACCUUCUGCACUUCUACCUCACGAAGAAAGUUGCAACCAUUUCUAUAAAUGUAUCAACGGCAAAAAGGUGUUGAUGAAAUGUCCCAAACCCUUCCAGUUCAACUUCAAAGUUUCAGCCUGCGACUGGCCACAAAAUGCUAGGUGUUACAACAGAAAAAUAGAUACUACGACGGUUCAUUGAACUACAUCAAUGAGGAAUAAGUGGGAAAUUGACAAAGUGACUGUAAAUGAAUCACCUAGUUACUUAAUAGGUAACCAAAGACUGUGAUUUGAACAGAGUUUGAGAGCGGUAUAAAGAACUGUAAAUUAUUUAUUAUGUAAAUAUAAUUAUUUUGUAAUUUAA